This is a messenger RNA of Lachancea dasiensis, 852 nucleotides long. Lineage: Eukaryota; Fungi; Ascomycota; Saccharomycetes; Saccharomycetales; Saccharomycetaceae. The record is from the annotation of a GenBank genome assembly.
AUGAGCACUCCAGCAGCCGAGCAGAAGAAAGUAAUUGAGCAAUUAAUGGGCAGAGGGUCGUUAUCUUCCCAUCGGGGCCCUUAUAGAGGGGAAAUGAAGUUAGAUGAUCCAAGGAUAUGCAAAUCGUAUCUAGUGGGGUACUGUGUCUACGAUUUAUUCAAAGGCACAAAGCAGAGUCUUGGAAAAUGUCCAAAGAUUCACCUGGCGAAGCAUAAACUGCAAUACGAACGGGAGAUGAGCACAGGCCGUGGUUUUGUAGAAUUUGAACGUGAGUAUUACGCAAUUCUCUCUAAGUUUGUAAACGACUGCAAUGGGCAGAUUGGCAUUGCACUCAAAAAUUUGGAGCACAAGCCCGAGGAGCAGGAGAAGAUUCAACGGGUUACGGGGGAGUUGGAGGUUCUGGAUUCACAAAUCGGUUUGAUGCUUCAGGAAAUCCAAGUACUAUUGCAGAAUAAUGAAGUGAACAAAGCUCUGAUACAGUCGGUAAAGGUGCAGCAGGUGCGGAAACAUCGCGAAGAAGUGGCAGUAAAGGUACGAGAAAUCGCGGAAAACGUUGGACAAAGCGCUCAGCAAAAACUUCAAGUUUGUGAAAUAUGUGGCGCGUAUCUGUCGCGACUGGACACAGAUCGAAGACUUGCAGACCAUUUCAUUGGAAAGAUCCACCUUGGUUAUGUUGUAAUACGCCAGGAGCUAGAUAUUCUGAAGAGACGCUUCAAAGACCGUGGAGAAGAUGUCGUCACCGUGCCUCAGCGUAAGGCCAAACAGCCUUACCAAGCCCAGUCAAGGACAUCUUAUUCGCAAAGAUCAUCGUACCAACCAAGGUACAAGCCGAGAACUUACAGGGGCUACUAA